AUGACUGAAAUGCAAAUUGCUCUUAUUCGACUCAUUACUCAAGAUAAAUAUACGCUUCAAUCGUUCGCCAAUUUUCCAUUAUUUUCUCGAUCAUUGCGUGAUUUUUGGGGUCGACGAUAUAAUCGACUCAAAUGUAAUACACGAGCAACUGAAUUAAUUGUGGAUAAAUCAUUAAACGUUGUCAAAGGUAUAAAAUAUCGAUCGAAGCAAAAUAUUGGUUCACCAUCGUUUGAUAUGUAUGGUGAUUUUAUUAUUGAUUGUACUGGUCGCUAUACAUCAUCACCUAACUGGCUAAACGAGAAUUUCAAUUUAAUUGUACCGACUAUACAAAUACAUUUCGGUUGUAGUUAUGUUACAUUUAUUGGUGAAAGAUUUCGAAUUGGUGAUUCAUCGUUCGAUUCAGCACUUGUUAUUAGUAAUCCAGUUGAUUCUCCUGAGAAAAAUGUAGGAUUUAUUGUAAUUCCAAUACGUACCAUAAAAACAAAUAAUGAAAAUUCAUUAGGAACAUCGUCAACAAUCGCCAUUAAUUGUGUAAAUUCUGAAUAUCCACCGAAUGAUUCAUACGAAAACCUAUUAGAAUGGACAAAAGAAAAUCUAGAUCCAAAAUAUUAUACAAUUUUAAAAGCAGCAAAAGUAUGCAGUCCAUUAAUUCCAUCUCGUCACGCGAUCGAUGAUCGAAAAUAUGUCGAAUCGUUGGGAAAGAAAUGGCCCCAAAAUUAUAUAUUAUUAGGUGAUUCAAUGUGUUCAUUCAACCCUCAAUAUGCGCAAGUCAUUUCUGAAGAAUGUUGGUUCGCUUCGACGACUAAUGAUUGGAAAACACCAACAUUGAAAGUGAUCGAAACUGACAAAUAUGGUCAAGUUAAAACUUAUCAACGUGAUGGUAAUUCAACUUCAACUAACAAUCCUGAACCACGAAUACCUAUCAUGAUUCGAUUUAUGCAAUGGUUACGCGUGCCACGUGUCAGAAAUCAUCCACAUGCUGUUCUUCAUCAUCUAAAUCAUGUACCACAUUGGGAAGAGAGAACGGUAGAUUCAGUGUUGGCUGAAAAUAUCGGCGAGGGAACAAAAGAUAAUCCAUUUGUCAUCUAUCGUGAUGCUCAUUCAAUGGGCACCGGUUCACAUCAACGUUUACGUUUUGUCUGUGUAUCUGAUACUCACAAUCAAAUUGACAGAUUGAUAAUUCCACAUGGUGAUGUAUUUGUUCAUUGUGGCGAUGCCGUCAACUAUAUGACAUGCACUCGUGAUUUAAUCAAUUUCAAUAAAUUUGUUGGCACCCUUCCACAUACUCACAAAUUAUUCAUCAGUGGUAACCAUUGUGUAUCUCUCAAUCCUAAACGACCAGAUCUUACGCAAAAAAUACUUAGUAAUAUGACUUAUAUUCAAGAUCAAGUCAUCGACAUUGAAGGCGUACAGAUUUACGGUAGUUCAUGGCACCCAAAACGCGGCAUUUUAUAUAGAUCUAACGCGUUCGGCUAUCAUCACAAAAAGAUCCGAGCGGAUAAAUGGACGCAGAUUCCAGAAAAUAUCGACAUAUUACUCACACACAGUCCACCGUACAGUAUUCGAGACUACAAUCCGUUGAAUGCAAAACAUAUGGGUUGUCCAGGUUUACUAGAUGAAAUUGUCACACGAGUCAAACCUCGCAUUCAUCUCUUUGGUCACAUACAUGACGAUCAUGGUGCAAGUCUGUACAUAAGUGAAGACAAUCAAGCGUUAGCAGAAGGCAACUCCAUAUCCUCAUCUCACGAUAUUCUCUUUGUGAAUUUAGCUAUUGAUCAUGGACAACGACUCGGUAAACCAGUUGUGAUCGAUUAUUUCUAUUGA
Molecule: messenger RNA, 1824 nt
Organism: Rotaria sp. Silwood1
Lineage: Eukaryota; Metazoa; Rotifera; Eurotatoria; Philodinida; Philodinidae
Source: the annotation of a GenBank genome assembly